This is a messenger RNA of Galleria mellonella (greater wax moth), 1368 nucleotides long. RefSeq lists its product as uncharacterized. The record is from RefSeq and is a predicted model, not a curated record. Bases 1 to 1368 code for a protein of 455 amino acids. Gene Ontology annotation, biological process: DNA integration. Gene Ontology annotation, molecular function: nucleic acid binding. NCBI's taxonomy places the organism in Eukaryota, Metazoa, Arthropoda, Insecta, Lepidoptera, Pyralidae. The transcript has a single exon.
AUGCUGAAAAAUAAUUGUAAUUUGUCGGGUGCAGAGAUAAAUCAAGCGUUUCGUUUUCUAGUGAGGCAUGUUCAGGAGCGUUGUUUUGCAUCAGAAUUUUGUAGUUUAUCGAAGGAAGGAUCGUCGCUUUCCAUUUCCAAACCCAUUCGAAAGUUGUCUCCAUUCUUGGAUGAACAUGGUCUUUUGAGGGUGGGCGGUCGGCUUUCCAAGGGAAACCUAACUUAUGAUGUCAAACAUCCAAUUUUAUUGCCUCGUAAUCAUAGAUUAACAACACUCAUUAUCGAAGAGUAUCAUCAUCGGUUUAUGCACCCUGGUAUGCAAACUUUGAAAAACUUAUUAUCUCAAGAGUUUUGGAUAUUGUCUUCGAAGAGAGCUAUUCAUGCAGUAAUAUCCUCGUGUGUAAAAUGCUUUCGUGCUCAUCCUAGAGUUGCAGCGCCACCUAUCAUGGGUAACUUACCAGCGUGUCGUAUCAAUCAAAUAAAGCCAUUUUCGGUUUCGGCAGUCGACUAUGCUGGUCCUUUCGAUAUUAGUUUGGGUCGUGGUCGUGGUACACGUACAUUUAAAUCGUACGUAUGUGUUUUUGUAUGCACUGCCACCAAGGCAGUGCACCUUGAACUCGUGUCUGAGUUAACUACGGAAGCAUACCUAGCAGCUUUAAGGCGCUUUAUCGCUCGGCGCGGUCGUUGCUCUCGGUUGAUUUCGGAUCAAGGUAGAAAUUUUAUCGGUGCAGCAAAUGUAUUGCAUGACUUGCUGCAAAAUGCUACGCAUGUAGAACAAAUUGAAUUUGUCUUUAAUCCACCCGGUAGUCCGCAUUUUUCCGGUUUAGCAGAAGCUGGUGUGAAGUCAAUAAAGACUCAUUUGUCUCGUGUAAUAGGUAUACAACGUCUUACUUUCGAAGAGUUUUAUACCGUCUUAGCUCAAAUAGAGGCCAUGUUAAACUCAAGACCUCUAUCGCCUAUCAGUUCGGAUCCCAAUGACUUUUCGGUGUUGACUCCUGGUCAUUUUCUCACCAUGGAACCUCUCACUAUAUUACCUGAAAGUAAUCUAGUUGAUAUAAAAUUAGGACCGUUGCAGCGUUGGAAAUUGCUACAAAAAAUCCAUCAGGAUUUCUGGCGCAAGUGGCAUUUAGAGUACUUGCAUACCUUGCAGUCGCGUCUCAAAUGGUACAACAAACAACAGGAGAUUGAUGUCGGCACUCUUGUUCUCAUUGUCAAUGAGCAAUUCAGUCCAAUGAAAUGGAGGAUUGGUCGAGUAGUCAAACUUCACCGUGGUACUGAUGGAGUUUGUAGAGUCGUUACCAUUCGAACCAAUUCUGGUGAAUGUAAGAGGCCAGUCGUUAAACUGUGCCCUCUACCGUUAUCAAAUUAA